AUCAUAUCUAAGCAUAAUUGGCAUUCCAAAAUAUGGAUCUUCAAGUAUUAGACCCAUGUAACUUUGGCAUAUCACCCAAACAUGGCUUUCUGUCAUCACAGCCGCCUCUUUCCUCGUUCAAGAACAAAUAUUACGAGCCAUGGGACGACCUAAUCUCGAAUCUGCCUGUUUUUAUCAAAUCCAAUCAGCUCUUUCAAAAGAUAAGCGAAUUGCCUCUGUUGAGGACUGCCCAUCUUGAUAGCGAUUUGGAGUACCAGCGCGCGUACGUUGUUCUUGCAUUUCUCGUACAUGGCUUCGUCUGGAGCGGGACACCACCAAGAGAAGUAAUUCCGGCUCAAUUAGCAGAACCGUUUCUCACCGUUUGCGAGAAGCUAGGGCUGAAGCCUGUCUUGAGCUAUGCCGGUCUUUGCCUCUGGAAUUGGAAGCUGCAAGAUCCGAGGGCUGGAUUUGAACUAGAGAAUAUGGAUACUAUAGCAAGUUUCACGAACAGCAGGGGAGAGGCUGCCUUUUAUCAUGUUCCAGUACUUAUCGAGAACCAGGGCGGGCAUCUGAUGCACCUUCUCCUUGGCGCAAGCAAUGCUGCUAAAGCCAGCCAAAGAGAUGCAGUCGUAGAAGCUUUGAAAAAGACAGAGAAAACUAUUAUCAGUAUGGGGAACGAGCUUUCGAAAUUGUACCCUGUUUUAAAGGCCGACUUCUUUUAUAAUGAAUUACGUCCUUUCAUUGCUGGAGGUAAAGACAUGGAAGAAAAAGGCUUACCUCGUGGGAUGAUCUUCUUGAGAUCCAAUGGAAAAAAAGAGGAAUAUAAGUUACCAGGUGGAAAUGCAGGACAGAGUAGCUUAUUCCAAUUCGUGGAUUGCCUACUCGGUGUGGUGCACGAAGACCCAAUAUUCUUUGAAAUGAGAAGCUAUAUGCCCCAAAUCCAUCGUAACUUUCUUCAUCAAAUAUCGAAAUUAUCCUCGUUGAGGACAUAUUUACAGACCAGGGUUGGUGACGAUGAGCUUUGGAAAGUUUACAAUGAUUGUGUAAAAGAGUUGAAGACUUGGAGAGGCAAGCACAUGGCAGUUGUCUCCAAAUAUAUUAUCCAGCCUGCAAGAAAAGCUGUGGAUCAUGUUGACACAUUUCCGGAAGAAAUGGGUUGUCAAUCUGCGAAUAAUUGUGAUAAUGGGGACAAUCUGAGAGGCACGGGAGGAUCGGCAUUGCUCCCUUUCCUGAGACAGGCCAGGGACGAGACCGCUGCUCUAGAGGUGUAGCAUUACAUUUGAAAUUAGCAAGCUUGUAUUUGAGUUUGCUAAUGUAAGAUCCAUU
Molecule: messenger RNA, 1305 nt
Organism: Verruconis gallopava
Lineage: Eukaryota; Fungi; Ascomycota; Dothideomycetes; Venturiales; Sympoventuriaceae
Exons: 2
Coding region: 33-1250 (405 amino acids)
Biological process (GO): 'de novo' NAD+ biosynthetic process from L-tryptophan
Cellular component (GO): cytoplasm
Molecular function (GO): metal ion binding; indoleamine 2,3-dioxygenase activity; heme binding
Source: RefSeq, a predicted model, not a curated record